UUAUCAGCGGAUACGAUAGGUCUUUACUUUACCGUCCUAGAAUCAGGUGAUGAAGACAAGAGACUUGUGACAUGUAAAAUAGAAAAUAUAUUUGUGCUUGAAUUCUUUUAAAUGAUACAUAAAAAGCCGAAGAAAAAUGAUGUAUAAUUUGUCAGGCAAACAAAUAAGAUAAUAUGAGACAAUAUUUCAUGAAAGAGAAAAAUUAAUAUUGGCAAAACCUUGGCUUAUAUCUAUCAGCUGGUAUAAAGGUGUAACAAUAUUCAGAUGGGUAAAAGUAUGGACACCUUGUCAGAGGAGAUCGACGAUUUGUUGCUACAUAAAUUGGAAUUAAUGGAAGAGAAGAUUCGUGAAACUGUGCAAAUGGAAACGUUGCUAAAAGAUGGUCACAUCGAGCUGGCUAAAGCGAAAUACAUUCGUGGAAAGGAGAACAUCAGUAUUCUACAGGUUCCAAACAAUGAGGACACAGUGACAUCCUUGUUUGACCUGGAAACUAGUGUAACGAAUGACAAUGACAAUGAUGCUGCGCCAAGUUUUGACAUAAGUUUGAAAAAAUCAAACAAUGAGGCAGAUGGACCGAGAGAUCCUGUAAAAUGGUUUGGUGUCCUGGUUCCACAAAAUUUGAGAAAUAGUCAGAAACGUUUUCAGGCGUCCGUCUAUCUUUCUGCGAAAAUAGCGAAUGUACAAGCAGAACUUAAUUCUGUACUCUCGAAGCUUAAGACAUUACAGAUCCAAAAAGACAAUUUAUGUUCUCCAAAUAGUGUUAAAACAUAAGUCAAUGGACGAAACACUCAAAUUGUACUAUAUAAUUUACAAUUUAAUAUUUAAGAGUAAUACUAUGCUAUGCAAAUCACACAAAUAAAUUUAAUUUAAAAAAUC
Molecule: messenger RNA, 876 nt
Organism: Nylanderia fulva
Lineage: Eukaryota; Metazoa; Arthropoda; Insecta; Hymenoptera; Formicidae
Product: vacuolar ATPase assembly protein VMA22
Biological process (GO): vacuolar proton-transporting V-type ATPase complex assembly
Source: RefSeq, a predicted model, not a curated record